CUUCGUGCUUGGAAUAUUUCUUUAAUGCUUGCAGCUGGCGCACUUGCACUCGGCGCCCUGGCAAGAACAGGAAGAACAGCUGCAGGCAGCGGUUCCGCAGGUCUGAGAUACGGGAGUUUGAGCAGUGAAUUGCAUGUUGGUUUAAGAUGGGAGUUAUCGACUUGGACUUUCGAUAGCGUCUACAAAAUUCCUGGGGCUUUUUAUACUAGCCCUUGCACGUUUUCGGCGGCAGGAAGAAGCGGACCUCGAACCGCCGUUCCUUGCAGCCACAUGCCUCCCCACCGAGGCGGUACUUUCGGACCCACAGAUAUAACGUCACCUUCCUUCUCAGUAGCCCUUUCCCUUCACUUCUACUUGUUAUUCAUUUGUCUCCUGCAUCCGCUGUGAGAAUUCUUGGUCGAAGACGAGUAUUUCAGACCUUCAGUACCCUGCAUUUACUCGAAGGUGUUUGCACCCGUUAACGCCACCGCAUCGAUACGGCUGAUGGUCUUAAUUAUUCUUGUCUGGGCAUCGGAGAGAUGGGGCGUGGCGUCCGUGGCGGAGCCGUUUCUCCGUCUGGUUUUGUCCAUCUGGAAUCGGGGCCCAGUGGUUGGGUUGAGAAUAAUUGGGGAUCCGUUCUUGGCUCACCGUUUUAGUAGAGG
This is a messenger RNA of Desarmillaria tabescens, 641 nucleotides long. RefSeq lists its product as uncharacterized. Bases 25 to 387 code for a protein of 120 amino acids. The transcript is spliced from 3 exons. Lineage: Eukaryota; Fungi; Basidiomycota; Agaricomycetes; Agaricales; Physalacriaceae. The record is from RefSeq and is a predicted model, not a curated record.